AUGCUCCACUACGGAAAAUACAAGGGUGCAAUCAUGGUCAAGGAAAAGGAACUUAUCCGAGUGGCGGCUCCGAGUCAUGUUGCUCUGGAGCUUCGAAACAAUUUCCAAUUUGCUUUCGGUUGCUCGGGCGGCGAUCACAGCUUGGGCCUCUACAUUGUGAGGUCUGGGCUGGGGUUUUAUCUUGUACUGUAUUGGGAGUACAAGUGUUUCCCUACCCUCGUUAUCUCCCCAGCUUCGGCGACAUCAUCCACGCGCAUCUCGAGCUCGCCAACAGCGUCUACACAUCCGGAUACGAUAUGCAAGCUUUGCAUUGGCCAACUGUAG
This is a messenger RNA of Penicillium verrucosum, 324 nucleotides long. RefSeq lists its product as uncharacterized. The record is from RefSeq and is a predicted model, not a curated record. Lineage: Eukaryota; Fungi; Ascomycota; Eurotiomycetes; Eurotiales; Aspergillaceae. The coding region runs from base 1 to 324 and encodes 107 amino acids. The transcript has a single exon.